GCCAAGCAUGGUAUCUUUCCGUCCUGAUGAAAAUUUCCAAGUGUGCAGUGUCCUUGUAUUCUGUCAGAGACCCUUGGUGUCGCAGGCAGUCCCGGAGCAUCAGCGGAGCAAAGAGGGCAGAGUGUCCGGCUCGAAGCGUCACUGUCCUCGGACGUCAGGAACCACUGUGCUUCCCCUCUCACCAUCCCUCCCUCCUCCGGUGAAUGACUGAUCCCCGGCAUGUGAAGCCGCGUUCUCCUUGGAUGACCUACACGCCACCUCUCUCAGGAGCAGCGGACGUCUGUUUGUUAGGGCUGAACACCUGCUGGUCAGGAGGAGCGGCGGGGUGCGUAUUAAUAUACAGCGGGCAACAAGUCAAAGCGAGUCUCUUGCAGGCUUUCAGGCCGACUCUGGAGCAGCUGACCCGGCGGACAAAAUAAGACACGCUGCUAAAUUUUUUUUUCCCCAAUCGUGGCUGCGUCAGGAGGAGCAGACAGAGGGACUGGAAGUUGGCAGAGUUGACAGUCGACGUUCGCACCUCGUUAUUGAGACAAGACGGACAGGUUUUGAAACACGACAGGAUUUCUUGAGGUUACUGGCGUUCACAUGAUGUACACAAUCACCAGAGGUCCCAGCAAACUUGUUACACAACGGAGGACAGGUCCCACACAACAGAUCGAGAGCAAAUUCAGCGACUUGAAGCUCAAACCGACGUCUUGGCUCGCGUCAAACUCACCGCCCCCGAAGAUUGUGUUCAACCGCCUCAACGGGAAGCGCUACCACAGCGCGGCCACGCAGAAAGCCGACAGCCCACCCGAGGGAUUCACUCCCGCACAUGAGGAGAACGUCAGAUUUGUGUAUGAAGCAUGGCAGGAGGUGGAGCAGAAGCUGGGAGACGGGGACCGUGGGGAAUCAACCGACAGCAAGGGGCCCGUUCAGUACACUGAGAAGACCCCCAGUGCUGCGAUGAAGAACUUUGUGCCCAUAGACCUGGAGGAGUGGUGGGCUCAGCGCUUCCUUGCCAACAUUGCCAACCUGUCAUGACCGACUGCGGCUUUCAGCCGGGACAGGAAGCACUGCGUUGAUGCCUCCAUCAGUGAGGGCAUCACAGGAGCAGAGUCCAUGUCUGGGAUCUGCAGUGCAAAAGGGUCGUGUGUAAUUUGGAAUCUGAUUCGACGCCCUGCUGUAGAGAAAACUGGGUGCACAACACGAAACCGCCCUCUGAUGCAACAACAGCGACAUGACUGUUAACACAGCGCUGACUUGAUGUUGUGCUGCUACAAAGGACCCAUCUCUCUCUACUUGAAUGACGAAUUGGAUAGAAGUUGCGAGAUUUUUCUUGUUAAAGAACCCGCCUCCUUUCUCAAGUGUGCUCAGCUGUAUGUACGUCUUGGCUGAUCUUUGGAU
Toxotes jaculatrix (banded archerfish) is the source of this 1386-nucleotide messenger RNA. RefSeq names its product MAPK regulated corepressor interacting protein 2 (gene mcrip2). The record is from RefSeq and is a predicted model, not a curated record. The coding region runs from base 586 to 1023 and encodes 145 amino acids. NCBI's taxonomy places the organism in Eukaryota, Metazoa, Chordata, Actinopteri, Toxotidae. The transcript has 5 exons.